AUGGAGGACUUAAAGGACGUCCCACCGCCCGAAGCCAGCUCUGAUGAGGACGACCUGAGUGAAUUUCUGGGUGGUACCAGUCAAAGCGCCAAAAAGAACACCGAACUGUACACAUCCGAGGAUGAAAAUGACGAUUACAACAAGCGCCGAGAGGUCUCAAAGAUCAAACCAUCCACGUUUGUUUCGCGAGCUCGGGAACAUGCACUGCCCAGGAUGUUCAAUGCACAGGGGACCCGGGGAACCGCGACGCAACCAAGAUCCGUGGCAAGUGGUCAGCCAAAUAGAAAGCCGAAAGAAGAGCUCGGCGACUCUUUCGACUCGGGCCCCUCUCAAGGCAGGGCGAACAAUCCGCAAGCAAACCAGUUUGUUGACCAGAAUGGGUUCACGAAAACACAGACGGCGAAGAUCAGAAGGCCCGGCGACAAAAUUGCUCGAACAUUGAAAAGGAGCUAUUCUGCUAAAGAGAUGGCUCGUGAGAGAAAGGCAGCCGCCGAAAAGCAAGGGUCUACAUCGCAAUCCACAUCGCCACCUGCAUCGCCUGUCAUGUCUAGGCUCAAAAUUCCUCAUGCGAGCAUUAGCCCGGAGCCUGCAUCGCCUAAAGCUGGCUUCAAGCGGGGGCCUUCGGCACUCGAUGAUCAAGACCACAGUCCUGAUAAGAAAUCGCUCCGUGGCCCACGCAGGAAGGUCGAUUGGGAUAGUCCGGAAAUGCCCACAAGGUUCAGAUUGCCGGAGCUUGUGAAGGACAGCGACGACAAGACCAUGAACAAAGGUGAUCCCGUAGGGGAAGAGUUUUCACAGUUGCCUGCACUCAGAUUCCCCGUUACCCAGGAUGGGAGUGACGAUGAGCUGCUAUCUCUAACAGCCGCAUCGAAUACCACGAGGCCUCUGGAAGAUCCCGUGGCGAGCAGCUACACGUUGGACGACGAUCUUUCAGAUGCCGAAGACGCAUCCGGUACUGCCAGAUGCCCAAUGUGUCGUGCCCAGGUGGACCCAGCGCUGCUCAAGAAGCAUGCUGGCGUACAUCCCAUGUCGGUGAGGCAGCAGACAGCGUUUUGUAGGCUCCAUCAGCGCAAAGAAGCCUCCCGAACGGCCGCUUAUCCUGAAGUCGACUGGGGGCACAUGGAGCAGCGUCUCAAGGACCACCGGAGAUUUCUCAAGAAGAUCCUGGAAGGCCGCGAAGCGUCACACUACGCAGAUAAGUUCCAAGACAAGCUCAAGGACAAGAUGCAGCGAACGCUCUUCAAGAGCGGAGACGCGCUGACCCCGGGUUACUUCGGACCUCGGGGCCUGCGGUUGAUGACAGAGUUCAUCGUACGGGAUCUCGGCGACGUGCUGCGGCGACGUGCGGUCGAGGACAUGCUCGUAUCUUCUCGAGGGCAUACCCGAUACGUUCAGUCGGUCCUGGUACCUGAGCUGGCUGUGUGUCUGAUCAUGGAGGACAUGUCCUUGUCAGUGAAAGAGGCAAGGGUCGUCCUUGAGGAGAGCAAGAGCGUCGGGGAGUUGCUCAAUGAAGAUGUCGGCGACGUAGUUUUUGAUGUAGUCAGUGAUCUUGAUGAUUAA
This is a messenger RNA of Microdochium trichocladiopsis, 1560 nucleotides long. Its product is annotated as RTC4-like domain-containing protein. The record is from RefSeq and is a predicted model, not a curated record. NCBI's taxonomy places the organism in Eukaryota, Fungi, Ascomycota, Sordariomycetes, Xylariales, Microdochiaceae. The transcript has 2 exons. The coding region runs from base 1 to 1560 and encodes 519 amino acids.